AUGUACCGCAAAACGCUCAUCGAACAUUGUGCUGCUGCCUUUGAACCGGAUGUGACGGAACUGGUGGGUGAUAGCCUGGUCAUCCGUCGGGAAAGUGGUGCUGGUGCAGUUACAAGUUCUGUGGGAGGCCCUCCGCCAGGAAAAGCUGCGUUGCUCUUGAUACUGUAUACGGUAGGAUACACGCAGUGCAUCGCGCAGAUUCCCGUCGCAUCGGCUGUGAUGUCUGCUUUCCUUGCUCUUGACAUGGAUUCAGGAAGCGCCCGUUCGCCCGAGCAGCGCCGAGAAUCAUCCGCAUCCGACGAUGCCCAGGCAAGGUACAUAGCCGACACCAUCGGAACACAUCCGAGGCCCUCUUCCGGAGCACGCCCAGCAACACCAAUCGGGCAGCGCACGGCGCGAUCAAGCACGUCGGACGCGGCGGCUUGA
This is a messenger RNA of Zymoseptoria tritici IPO323, 426 nucleotides long. RefSeq lists its product as uncharacterized. The record is from RefSeq and is a predicted model, not a curated record. The transcript has a single exon. NCBI's taxonomy places the organism in Eukaryota, Fungi, Ascomycota, Dothideomycetes, Mycosphaerellales, Mycosphaerellaceae. The coding region runs from base 1 to 426 and encodes 141 amino acids.